Chilo suppressalis (striped riceborer) is the source of this 10179-nucleotide messenger RNA. The record is from the annotation of a GenBank genome assembly. NCBI's taxonomy places the organism in Eukaryota, Metazoa, Arthropoda, Insecta, Lepidoptera, Crambidae.
GGUACGUGUUCACGAUCGUGAGCUAUUUGAUUGGCGUGUUCAUUUUCGCCACUAUAGUAGGGCAGGUCGGCAACGUCAUCACCAAUAGAAAUGCCAACCGUUUGGAGUUUGAGCGACUUCUGGACGGCGCGAAAACCUACAUGAGGCAUCAUAAGGUGCCUGGUGGUAUGAAGCGCCGAGUACUGCGCUGGUAUGACUACUCAUGGUCUCGCGGACGAAUCCAAGGAGGAGGGGACAUAAAUACCGCCUUGGGGCUCCUCCCCGACAAGCUUAAGACAGAACUAGCUUUACAUGUGAACCUUAGUGUGCUGAAAAAGGUCACAAUUUUCCAAGAGUGCCAACCCGAGUUCUUACAUGAUCUAGUUUUAAAAAUGAAGGCAUACAUAUUUACACCUGGUGACUCAAUAUGUCGAAAAGGGGAAGUUGCCCGAGAAAUGUUUAUAAUAGCCGAUGGUAUACUUGAAGUCAUAUCAGAAACAGGUCGUGUUUUGACAACAAUGAAGGCUGGCGAUUUUUUUGGUGAAAUAGGAAUAUUAAACCUGGAUGGAUUGAAUAAGAGAACAGCGGAUGUGAGAUCAGUAGGAUACUCGGAACUAUUUUCUUUAUCUAGAGAAGAUGUGUUAGCGGCCAUGAAAGACUAUCCUGAAGCUCAGGACAUAUUACAGACGCUUGGUAGAAAACGUCUUCAAGAAGCCAAGAAUAUGUCGAGGAAGCACGCCAAAGAAAUAAGUCCAGAUAAAAUACCCGGUGACGACAGUGGACCAAAGAGGAUUGUACAUAAAUUAAGAAGCGAUGUUAAGGGGAUACGCAAUGCAAUAAGAAGUCGAUCUCGGGCAACUCGUCGUUCAGGUGAAUCUUUGGAAUUGCAAGCAUUAGCUGGCGCUGAAAGAGCAGCGGCUGAUGGUAAAGUCCUCCGAAGAAUGCCGCGGGUCGAAAGCGAUGACUCCCAAACACAUAAUAACGAGGAUAACAAUGGCGAGACAACAUUUGGUAACAAAGAUGUAGAAAAAUGCAUAUCACCGAUUGGAGCUGGUUUACCUUUACUAUCGAGAUUAAAACUACUAAAAGAAAAACAGGAUCGUGAAGAAAAAGUAGCCAAACAAAGACACUCAACGUCUUCGGUAGUAUCUCCACCUCCAUCACAACCAACACCGUCAACAAGUUCAGCUCCUGAUGCUGAACCAGAAGUUAUAGGAGCAGGACUACCACUCUUACAAAGGCUUCUACUCUUAAAAGCUAAAGAAGAAAGAGAAAAAAAUCAACUCACCCCAGCAACCAGUAACCAACCCUCUAGUUCCGAUACAAUUAGCCCAAGCUCAAUAAAGAGCCCUUUAAGUCCUACUAUCAAAACAUUAAGUCCGAUUAGAAAAGGUUCAGAAUCAAGCAGUCCAGGAAAACUUCAGAGUCCUACUACGAAAACGUCAAGGAAGAACUCAUCAGGUUCCAGUGACGGAACGUUACGUCCAAAAGUUAGUUUUAAGGAUAGAAUAUUGCAAGUUCAAAGUGACGGGACUGCCGUAUGUCAACCACUAAAUAAAGAUAUAAGCGAAAAACCGGCAGCAGUAGUGGAACCAACACCUAAAACAGAAAGCAGCUUGAUUUCUAUACCACAUUCAGUCGUCAGUAAAAUAAAAUCUCCUGCCAAGGUAGUUGGUUCUACGUUUAGAGAUAAACUAAAAUUGCUUCAAAGUGGGAACACACACAAAGAAGCAGAAAAUUCUUCAGCAGAACGUAAUAAACCCCCUUCACUUGAAAAAGUUUCCGUAGAAGUGACACCUUUACAAUCAACCGAUAACAAAGAUGACACAAAAUGUAAAAAGCCUUGGACAAAACUAAAAAAAGCAUCAAUUUUAGGAGAAUCUAAAAGUCAAAGUAAAUCUAGCUUAGAGGAGAAAAAAGAAACUGAUAGUUUACCGAAGGAAUGUGAAAGUAAAACUGAAGCAAAUGUAAAUAUUAGUGUGCCUAUAGUUACUACCGGGGAGCUUGUUAAAAUAGACAAUAAUAAUCUUGAAGUUGAUAGUGAUAAUGUUAAACAUGAUAAGCCUAAGAUUUCAUUAACAGGCCCUUUGGAACCCGUCCAAGAACGAUCUUUAGAUUUAUUAACAUUAUCACCAAAAAGAAAUCUUACAAGACCAAUUGAAUCAAAGUCGGUCGUCGGUGGAAUGUUACUACCUAAAGUUAAGAAGUAUAGAUCUAUAGAUGAUUUAUCACCUGAAUACGGAGGUCUGCCAUUUGUAAAAAAACUAAAAAUACUUAAUGAGAGACAAAAAUUAGCUGAACUAGAGAAGGUCGUUAAAUAUAGAAGUUCUAGUUUAGAUUGCACUAGUUCCUCUGAAGAUCUUUUGUGUGAUACAUUGAUAAGGAGUCAUUCUGAAGGAAGUACUAUGGAUAAACGCAAAUACAAACGGAAAUCGACAGACUCUGGUAGUAGUCUCGGAUCAAAUGAAACACUCGAAAGAAGGACGCUGAAGUCAAUAUUGAAAAAACUAUCAGAAGACGUUACACCAUCUGAAAGUCCUGAGCGGAGUAACGAGCUUCGAAGACUAAUAAGAGCACCUACAUUAGAAGGUUAUGCUGCAAGACAUUCUAAAUUUGCAAAAAGCGUCACUUUUCAUCGCCACACUUUACCCUCACCCCCCAGUAGCGCGCCCGCAGAUGCUAAGUGUGAUAUGUUUAAAAUGCCAGAAGUACAUACUACACCACAAAUCGAUGCUGUACCCGCGCUAGACUCUGAUCAAGAUUCAGUAUUUGCUCCCAAUGAAACAAUAAAAACUGAAGAUGAAAUAAGUACUCAAAAUUAUGGUAUAAAUAUUCGAGCAAAUUAUGAUUUGGAGCCCAGUAUAGACCCCAUGUACGAUUUGAAAUCUUUGAGGCCUGAAGAUAUUAAAGUGCCUUCUGAGAAACCUAAAUUAACAAUUAUAUCAGCCGUUGCAAAUCAAAGAAAGCUAUUACGGGGUUCUCUCGAAGAACAAGAAUACUUUGGUGAAGUUUUAUUAGGAAUAAAACAAGUUAUACAGGGACAUUUGCAUGAUGUUCAAGGAAAAUUUCAAGAAAGAUUUAAUAGUUUAGAAAACGAAGUCCGGAAACGCGAUGAAAUCAUUAGCCAACUUCAAAAACGUAUUCAGGAACUAGAAAGGCUAGGUUUGACUGGCGUCACUACUCCUACGCAACCAAAUGAUUCGGAAGAACCAAUUAUAGACGAUAUCCAACCUGUAGAUACUCGGACUCUUUCGAAAAAUGGUAGUUCAGGUAGCGAAGAUGCUUCUGGUACUGAAGAAGGUUUUAUGAGAGGAGAUUCCCUUGACACUGUUUUCGCAAAAUCGCCACCAACAGCUAGUGCGGAUGAAGAAGAAAAAGAUAAAGUAGAUGAUAAGCCAGAACCUGAUAUAAUAUCUCCUGAGGAAUUGACAGAUGAUAAACUCUCAGAACUAACAGGAGGCAUAGAACUAGGAAGACUUUCAUAUUCAGAGUUGCAAAGCUUAGCGGAAUCAUUAUCCAAUAGAUCUGACAAAACUUCAUGCAGCAAGGACGACUGGACUGUGAGUAAAUCGAAGAGAUUGGAUUUAAAUCUAGAUGGUAAAGCUGGCACUUAUUCGAGGAAGAGAGCAGCGAAAUUGAAACAAAGAAAAUCUUGGGAAGAUCAAAGUGAUCAGGAGAGCAUGGAAAUGCAAGAUUUAAAUAGGCCAAUGUCCCCACAAAUGACAUCUGAAGAUCGGUCUCUCCUCAGUCCUGAACAUUCAAGCCUCCGCAGCACCAGACGGGGAUUACAUGGGUUCCAUUUCUUCGGCUCUCAUCUGGACAACACCAAGUCGAAAAUCAAAAAGACCCUCUCUGUGGACACUGGGAUGCAUCACACUGGUAGAAAUGAAAAGAAUAAGAUAGAACCAAGCAGGCAAAGACAUCGCAAGUUUAGUCUGGGGUCUUUCUUUGGGUACAACCGCGGGGUCCACAAGCCAACCGCCAACUGCAACGAAGUUGUUCUAGACAUGGGCAGUGACUACAGCUGGAGCGACACAACAUCGACGUCGUCGAGUAGCGAUUCAGAGUCACUCCCUCGAACACCAAUGUUCGAGGAAUUCGUUGAAAGCAGUUCCCGUAGAGGGCGAGCUGGUAGUUCCAGUCAUAGCAGUGUUUCACCAAUAAGAGGAAGUGGAGGAGAUUGGGAAGUCAUGAUGUUAGCUGAUGAACUAGAAAAGAGGGAACGCGAGGAAGCACGCAGACUCCACUACCCCACUACACUUAGAGACUUGGAAGAGGAAUCCGACCCACAACGCGAAGAUAGUCCAGAUGAAUACUCCAACAACGAGGAUUCGAACUCUUCAUCAACUACCCACUUGCUGUCACAGUCUAUAAGCGACCCAUCGCAGCGGUCCCUGGAGACGUCGUUCACAGAAGCGAGCAGCGGCAGGGAAGUUAGACAACAGCGAAUAGGAUCACUCGUGGAACAGGCAAGAUCAGACUCGUCUUUACGUCAAUCAAGAGGCUUGAUUCUUCGGGCAGCGAGUCUUGACCGUGGAACUUCGUCAUCGCAGCAUCCCCAGUCUCGCAGAUUUGGAUCCCUGAAGAGCUCCAGCACAGAUUCACACAAGAGACUCUGAUCCGUUAGUUCACACGGACCAAAGUUAAGGUCCGAUGGUCUCAGUGUUAAAAAUUAUAAGCCACAAAUUAAUUUCUACGACAAAAGGAGGGCAAAUAUUAAAGCCUUUAAAGGAACAACUGGUAGUAAACCAGGCAAAACAAUAUUGGGCAAAAAAUCAUUACAUUCAGAAAUAGAUUGCAAUGACUGUCUUAAACCAGAUGUCGAUAAAGCUCAAACUAGAAAUAAAGGUAUAUUAGUCGAACAUAAUGUUAAAAAAGAUCUAAAAUAUGCAAAAAUUGCAACCAAAUACGGACACUCAAAUAAAAUGUGUAAUAAUCAUAACAAACACAAAGGAAACGGUACAUGUCAUAUCAGCAAAGAGAAAGAGGUCGGAUCAAUAAGAAGACCAGACAAUUCCGAUAAUAUAAAAUAUGAAAAUGUUAUCGGACAGGACAAUGUAUCUAGAAGUAAUGAUAAUGAAAAUUCUAGUGAAUAUGACAAAGGUGCUCAUGAGAAUGAAGACGGAAAAGAAAUUGAAUCUCGUAUAAAUGAUAAUGACAAUGAGAUUAAAUUGGAAUCCGUUGAUGGAAACGUACAGGAGAAUGUAAUGGAAAGUGAAAGAGAGAGACGGGUUGUGGAAAACGAACGAGAGAAUGAUUUAAGCGACCAACGUCGUGUUGGUGGUCAAUUAUUGGUGGUAAUCAUCGUAAUAUACGAGGAAAUGGAGUAUUUAAUCUUUCUAUUUGUAGAUUAGACAUUAAGGUGAAUGUAAAUACAACAUUUUAUUUUCUAGUAAUAAUAACGACCUAUAAGUUUUCUGUGUAACGGACUUAUCAGUAUCAUUUAUAUUAUGUAUAGUAGGUAUACUUGAAAGAAUUUUCAACAAUUACAUACCGAAAAAAAUAUAUGUGAUUAUCAUAUAAAUAAAAAUUCGUAAUCGUUUAGUUACUUUAAAUUUCAAAAACAAAUUUUAAUUGACUAAUAUUUCGUAGAUGUUAUGAGUAUUAAUAAGACAUGGGACGAAUACUCGGUUUGGAUUCGGUACUCGGCCGAUUCGGCCUUUUUUUAGGGUCCGGCCGAGCACCGAGUAUUAACGGCCGAGCAGCGAGUACUCGGCGGAGCUUGAUGGCGCAGGUGGUUAGCGCGUUCGGCUGCGAUCGUUGAAGUUAAGCAACUUUCGCAGUGGUCGGUCAUUAGAUGGGUGACCAAAAAUCUUCUAGCUCGAGUUCCUCCGUGCUUCGGAAGGCACGUUAAGCCGUUGGUCCUGGCUGCAACUGCAGUCGUUAGCACCCGCCAAUCCGCACUAGGCCCGCGUGGUUGGGUCAUGGCCCAAUCUCCCUAUUCCAUCCAUAGGGAAGGCCUGUGCCCCAGCAAUGAGAACAUUAAUAGACUUAUGAUGAUGACGUACUCAGCCUUAAUUAUAUGACAGGGAAAAAUAAAGACAAAUAGUCAGUUUUCAUGAUUAUUAUUAAAUUAGACACAUUAUAUCAUCAGGAACAUGAGAAACAGCAGAAAUAUUGAAAACGUACAUGAGAAUCUAUAAUAGAUAUAUGAUUACUAAUACUUAAAAUUUAAGACAGGAAGAAGAAGAUGCAAAAACACUAGCUUUUCGGCCCUAUUUGGGUCUAGUUUGCUCCUUUUUGCUUCAUAUAUUAAGCCCGCCUCUGAAAAAAGCCGUUCACUGUAAGCUGAACUGGUGGGAGUUGAUAAGUAUUGAGCCGCAAAUUUUCCCAAGAUGGGGUAAUGAACUUUAUUAGAAUCCCACCAUUUAUAUGGAUUUGCAUCAGAAUUACAUUUUGGCUACAAUAUUUUCGGCUUGGUAUUUCGUAAUGCGGUAAAAUAUUAUUGACAAAUUGCGAAACCCACAUGACUUUCCACGAUAGACAAUGACUCGUUAUCCACUGCGAUCAUUUCACCGAUUAAAUAAUGGUACCUCUUUGCUCUAGAAUCAUUAAAUUCCCACAUCUUUUUCUUUUCUAACAUAUCUUCUAAAGACGGCUGCUUCAAAACACCAGUCACUUGUGAUUCACUGGACUGAGAGACAAAUUCUUAGCUACCAGCAAUACUUGUAGUACCAAAAACCUCGUCAUACUCCAACUUAUGUUUAGUCUGCAAAUUUCUUUUCAUGGACGAAGUAGUCGCUUUUUUUCCCAUACCUCCACGUGAUAGUUGAACUCCACACAAAUUACACUUAGACUUGUUUUUAUCAACCUCAACAAAGUAUUUCCAAACACCCGACCUUUUUGCACUACUUGACAUCUUCUUGUUAUAUUAUAAAUUACGCGUUGUCUACAUAAAAUAAUUAACUAAACACGCAAGCGUAACCUCUUCUACGUGAAUACUCGUACAAAAGUGACAAAUGAGUUGACAAAUUAUGAAGUUAGGGUUUUCCCCGCUCAAAGGGAAUUCCCCGUGUACAGAUUCGUCGCGCUGCAAUAUCACGCUGUUGCUGUCUCUGUGUAAGGGAUAACCGCGCGCCACCGCGUUUUUCUUAAAGCCGAGCAUUCGGCCGAGUUCUCGGCGAAUCACUACUCGUUCCAUGUCUAGUAUUAAUCCAAUUAAAAAAAACAAAAGCACGCCAUUAUAAUAGUUAUUAUAUUAUUUUUAUAUUAUUACAAUUUAAGAAUAUUCUUGAGAGCGAAUACUCAAACGUUAUUUUAAAGUUGAGGAUAAAAAAUUGCUAAAAGCAUAAUUGAAUUUUACAGAUUACUCUUACACUUGUAGUCAGUUACAAUUGUAAUCAGGUGGCCUUUAAUUUAGCUUAAAUCUGUCAGUACCAUAUAAUUUAAUUAGGAAACAAAAUUAAAAGGCCUUGACAAAAAAAACUAAUAAGUAGGUAUGUAUUUGGUUUUUUUAUUUUAACUCUAUGGUGCAUUCGAAAUAUUUGCAUAGAAUGUAUUUUUUUUUAAUUAAACAAUUGAAAAAUUCAUUAAAAAAAAUUACAUAGAGUAAGUAAUAAGAACUUAUGUCGAAUUGAAUAGUAAAUCAAAAAAGUAGAUCUUACAUACAUUUGAAAUUUUUCCUCAACUCAACAAGUCAGCAAACAGUAUUUAUUUAUUUCUUAUUUAUUACUAAGACUCCGCUGUCCGUCUGACGGUCUGUCUGCCUGUCACCAGGUAUCUCAUAAACCGUGAUAGCUAGACAGUUGAAAUUUUCACAGAUGAUGUAUAUCUGUUGCAGCUAUAAGAACAAAUACUAAAAAUAUUAUAAAAUUAAUAUUUAAGAGAGGUCCCUAAACAACAGACAUGAUUUUAGCCGUUUUUGGUACGGAACCCUUCCUUCGCGAGUCCGACUCGCACUUGACCGCUUUUUUUUUCAAUCUGUGACUCUUUUUAUUUCUUUUAAUAGAAAUAAAUAUCGAAGAUAUGUGAAAAAUAAAUUACAGCUUUGAUACUUGAACUAUUGCUGACUAUACAUACCUAGGUAAAGUGUGAACAAAGAAUAUAUGAUAAUGUCUACUGUAACAUUAAUGAUUUUUAAUUUAUUAUUAGUUCUAAAUUAAUACAAGCACAAUAUACCUAAUGCUAAAUAGAAUUUAUUUAAAUCGUGGAAAUUUUAAUAGUAAAUUAAUGAUGUAGUUAGGUAUUUGUAUGAAAGAAAUAAUAUUUAAUGUCCAUUAUUGAAAUAAUAGUGCCAAAAUUGAUAUUCUGUAGAUAACUUUCAAAUUUUAUUAGAUCUUCUUACAAUGAUACUAAGAGAUAAAAAUGUAAAUAGGUAAUAACUAUAAAGUAUUAUAUAAUUAUAUCUGUUUUAAAUCGUAUAGAGAAAUAAUUAUAUUAGUGAGAUAAUAAUUAAAUUAAAAAUAGAAUGUAAGUAGGUCGUACAGAAUAGAAUUACUGACUUAUUUAAGACCUAACAAGGAUAUCUAUUACUGUCAGUUUAUUAAGGAUCAAAACCUUUUUUUACUCAAUAAAUAAGGAACGAAUGAUAUUCAAACGAUAAAGAACUACUUGCGAAUAGCUCUGUUACAAACUUACAAUACGAUAGCUUUUUCUGUUCUUUCAAAAUAUUACCAAAUUCAUUAAGACCGCGACAGACUUUUUAAUCGCAACGCCACCUGACGCCACGCCAUGCGUAUUUUCUAUGAUCAGCGUGUGCGCGUCGGAUGUUUCUAAUGUGUUUCGGAGCAUAGAGAAUAAUACCUACAUUUUAUUUUACUCAACACGCGUCGGGUCAUUGGGUGGCGUCGCGUUCUCGGUGUGACUACCUUUUAGCACACAAGUCAACGAGUGAAGUUCGCUUCCAAGUAAGAUUUAACAACUGCUGAGGCCAAAUACUCAAACUUUUUUUUCGAAGUCAAUGCCUUAUCACACUAUGUUCUUAAUUUGAAUAGCUGUCAGAUUUCAGCUAAUUAGGCACCAUGAUGUCUGGCAGCUAUUUUAGACUUACAAAGAAAUGUUUGGGCAUUCGGCUGUUUCUUGUCACUGAAUCAACAUUUUAUUAAAUAUAUCUACUUAUUGUGAAAAUGUAGCGAGUACAUAAGUACUUAUACCCCCUUAUUAAUAUACGAAAAAUAAGCUUAGAUCAGUUAUUUCAUGUUUUGUCCCUGUUCAUUGAAGUUCGUGGUAUGUGAGUGACAUGAACAAAAGACAGCUUAACUACCGUAAGCUUAUUCCUCGUUUAUUAUUAUGAACGUUUAUAAGACCAUAACCAAGGUAUAAAAAAACAUUAGAAAUAUUUUGACGAUAAUUAAAAAAAUAUUGAAUUAUUUUCUUAACAAGAAAACAAUCAAACACAUUCAUUUCCAUCUCAUAAAACCGAAUUUGUAUUAAACUAUGUAAUCAAAAAUAACUGGGUACAAUUUUACACUUUAUAAUGUAGUUCUUAAAAUAGGCAUUUAUAUGUCACAUUCUUAGCACAAGAUAAUAUUUACUUAAUACACCUAUGGCUUCUAAAAAAGAUCAAUAAGUACUAUGUACAGAUUCCAAUGAAGGCCAAUCACUGUAAUGCUACUGCCAAACUGUCGCGCUAUCGUGAACAUUUUCCGUUUUCACGACAAGUCGGGUCAAACGUUAGAUGCAUCGUGAAAACGGCAAAUGUUCGCGAUAGUGCAAUUGUAUGACCGUAGCAUAAGAAAAUACCUAAUCACGAAGUACGUAUGUUAAAAAAAUGAUUCCAUAAACUGUGACAAAAUUAUUAUAGUUUGUAAUAAAUAGGUACAUAAAGACAGAUAACACAUUUAGUGAGACAGAAAGAAAUUAUUAUGAAAAUAUGUAUAAAAAUUUUAAUUUAUUUAGAUUUAGAACUCAAGUCGUGAUGGAAAAUGAUGAGAUGACAGAAAAUAAACAUUAAUAAUUUAACCUGUUGUUUCAAUAUUUGAAAACCUCCGUCAAGUCCGUUCAAGAUAUCGGCUACGAAGCUGAGAGCUGGGUUCGAAGCCCACUAAGGGCAAAUGUUUGUAUGGUGAAACGAGUAUUUGUACUAGAAUCAUGGAUAUUUAAUAUAAUACAGUAUUUGUACUAAUUUUAAUAACGGAAUGUUAUCCUGGUACCUACAUUCAGAUUUGAUAUAGGUAGUAUUACUUUAAUACAGUGUAAUAAAGUAACCUCAAGUAGAUGAUGAGAAGCUAUUGCUCUAGCUGCCGUCAAGUAAGAAGCUAG